UCUCCAACGACUUCGCAGGCAACCAGGUUUUAGCGCCUUAUUUUCCCGUGGGCUAGCCUUUUUACGAGUCUACUUUCAAGUUUCAAAGCCGAAAAUUGUUGAGGGGUUGGGUCGUUCACAAAUAAGCCGAAAAUUCAACAUACUUGACACAAACUCAACUGCGAAGAACAACCCAUUAAAUUGUGCGCGUCGCCUUCUGAUAAACUAAACAUCUACCGAAAUUCACUAUGGAGGUACCGGUAGCCACCUCGCUAAAUGACAUAUACCCAAGUGAUGCCGUAGAGCCACAGACUGCGCGUUGGGAAAACCUGUUGGCCUCGUUCAAGAAGGAAUAUGGGCAUGCUGCAGACUUUGUAUCGCGAAGUCCUGGGAGAGUUAACUUGAUCGGUGAGCAUAUCGAUUACUCGCUGUACGAGGUCUUACCCAUGGCCGUUACGGUCGACAUCCUGCUCGCCGUCAAGGUCACGAGGACGGAAGGCGUGUCGAAGAUCGCCAUCGCGAACGUCAACGAAAAAUUUCCGAAGCGGGAGUUCGAGGUGCCGGCCGACGGCGACGUCGAGAUCGACGCUUCGUCGCUGGAAUGGAGCAACUACUUCAAGGCCGGCCUCAAGGGCGCCGCCGGCUUGCUCCGCAAGAAAUACGGGAGCUACGUGCCCGUCAAUCUGGAGAUACUGGCCGACGGUACCGUUCCUGCCGGAGGCGGCCUCUCUAGCAGUGCAGCGUUCUGCUGUGCAAGCACACUUGCUGUCCUCCGAGCCACGGGAGAGAAGACCAUUGGCAAGAAGGAGCUUACGGAGCUUGCCAUUGUGUCUGAGCGAGCAGUCGGUGUCAAUUCUGGCGGCAUGGACCAGUCUGCCUCUGUAUUCGGGCAGCGCGGAAGCGCUCUCUACGUCUCGUUCACACCAACGUUGAAAGCUACACCAGUCAGCUUUCCCGACGUGCAACCGGAGAUGACCUUCGUUGUUGCGCAGAGCUUCGUCCAGGCCGACAAGCACACGACCGGCCCGAUCCAUUACAACCUGCGCGUGGUAGAGUGCAGCCUUGCCGCCGUGGUCUUGGCCAAGAUCUUCCGCCUUGCAGACUUGCCGAAGGAUUCGUCACCCCUUGGCGUCAGCCUGCGAAGCUUUCAGGACGCCUUCUUCAAGCAGCGGGGCUCGAUCUCAGGCGAGUCCAAGGACGCGUCCGACUUUGCCGGUCAGCUCGAAGAUCUUUCAAGACUUGUCGAAGACUAUCUGCUACAGGAAGAAGGCUACACACGGGACCAGCUGGCUGAGAUUCUAGGCGUCCCUGUCGAGGAGAUUGAAGGGCGUUUCAUGUCCAAGUUUCCCGUGCGAGCUGAACGAUUCAUGCUGCGUCAACGAGCCUUGCAUGUAUUCCGAGAAGCGACUCGCGUCGCCAAAUUCAAAGCGCUACUGGACAACCCUCCAGCGGAGGGUUUGCUCAAGGAUCUGGGCGCUUUGAUGAACGAAACCCAGGACAGUUGCAGGGACAUUUACGACUGCAGCUGUCCUGAGCUCGAUGAAAUGUGCCGCCUCGCGCGCGCGGCAGGGAGCUACGGUUCACGUCUGACGGGUGCUGGCUGGGGAGGAUGCAGCGUUCAUCUGGUGCCCAAAGACAAGGUGGAAGCGGUUAAACAGGCUUGGAUUGAGAAGUACUACAAGAAAAGAUGGCCGGACAUCUCGGACGAGAAGCUGAAGGACGCAAUCGUAGUGAGCAAGCCAAGUAGCGGCAGCUUUCUGUUCCAGGUGACCGGAGAUAAAGUCGUGUGAGCAUUCGCUCCCAGGUGGAACAGGCAUGCCGAAAAAACGUGUCGAUAGUUACAAUUGACCACAACCCAGCUGUGCAGUCGAGUGUUCGUUGAAUGGAGAUGAGCAAUAAAAAAGUAUGAUAAAUACAUGCGCGCAAAACGUCUUG
Molecule: messenger RNA, 1914 nt
Organism: Verruconis gallopava
Lineage: Eukaryota; Fungi; Ascomycota; Dothideomycetes; Venturiales; Sympoventuriaceae
Product: galactokinase
Exons: 3
Coding region: 228-1769 (513 amino acids)
Biological process (GO): galactose metabolic process; carbohydrate phosphorylation
Cellular component (GO): cytoplasm; cytosol
Molecular function (GO): ATP binding; galactokinase activity
Source: RefSeq, a predicted model, not a curated record